AUGACAGCCGCAUCAGGAUCCGACCGGCGCCCCAUGUGCAGACAACACCCUCAGAACAAACCUCCGCUGACAACACCGCCACACUUAGCCUCCAUCCACGCGCACGCCACUCACACCGCCGCCGUUGGUUUGUAUGCGUCUCGGCUCCCAUGUCCUCAACCUGUGACCGAGGGGCCGCGGGAGGCCAAGCCCUCCAGUCGCCGUGACAGCAGACGAGACAGCCCUGGGUUCGGCAGUGAUAUAUGA
This is a messenger RNA of Knipowitschia caucasica, 246 nucleotides long. The record is from the annotation of a GenBank genome assembly. Lineage: Eukaryota; Metazoa; Chordata; Actinopteri; Gobiiformes; Gobiidae.